Rhipicephalus sanguineus (brown dog tick) is the source of this 1613-nucleotide messenger RNA. Its product is annotated as regulator of chromosome condensation. Gene Ontology annotation, molecular function: guanyl-nucleotide exchange factor activity. Gene Ontology annotation, cellular component: cytoplasm. The transcript has 8 exons. Bases 121 to 1440 code for a protein of 439 amino acids. The record is from RefSeq and is a predicted model, not a curated record. NCBI's taxonomy places the organism in Eukaryota, Metazoa, Arthropoda, Arachnida, Ixodida, Ixodidae.
GCUAGCAACCGCUUGCGCCGCUUGUUCAAGCUGUAAGAGCUCGUCAGUGGACUUCCGAAUCUCACAAGAGGGGCGUGAAGCAUAAAGGAUAACGCCGGAUUUCCUUUUACAAGAGUUAAAAUGCCUCGUCGAAAAGCAGCGGAGGCUGAAAGUUCGCAGAAGGCAGCACCCGGCAAAAGGAAAAAGGAAGACGCCGCUAGUACUGCUCCUUCAGCCAAGAGAUUGAGGGUGCAUAAAGAAGAGGUGUCGGUGGAGCGACGCAGUAGCACCGGCAACGUCUACACCGUCGGGCAAGGUGACGUUGGCCAGCUCGGGUUGGGGCCGGAUGUGAUGGAGUUGUCACGGCCCACUCUGGUUCAAGACUUGAAGGACGUGGUGGAUGUCGUGGCGGGAGGCAUGCACACGCUGUGCCUCACAGCUGACGGCAAGGUGUGGUCGUUUGGGUGCAACGACGAGGGCGCCCUUGGUCGCCAGACGUCGAGCCUUGACGGGAGCGAGACGACGCCGGGAAUCGUGGAGCUCCCGGAGCCAGUCGCACAAGUGACGGCGGGCGACUCCCACUCUGCUGCACUAACAGUGUCCGGGAAGGUCUUCCUGUGGGGCAACUUUCGGGAUUCCCGAGGACAGAUGGGCCUCAUCACGGCAGGAAAGGCCGAGCCGGAGCCGAAGUUGGUCGUCUCCGACAUUGUGCAGAUUGCCUCUGGCAGCGACCACGUGGCGAUGCUGACGGCGAAGGGCGAUUUGCUGACCAUGGGUUGUGGCGAGCAGGGCCAACUGGGACGGUUGCCCGCACGAACUGCUCCGCGCAGAGCGUGCGCUGCCACACAGGAGUUACUCAAGCCCACCAAAGCCUACAUACCGAAACCUAAAGGUUGCAAGACGCGAGCCUUCGACGGGGUCUGGGCCGGAGCUUACGCCACUUUUGCGCGGCUACGCGAGACUGGCUGUCUGUACGGCUGUGGCCUCAACAACUACCACCAGAUGGGAGGACAGGCGCAGAGUUCGAGCGAAAAUGGCACAGUCAUUUCUGUUCCCCAGCCACUGACCUCGUGUGAAGGGCACAGGUGGAAGCUCGUGAGUGGUGGCCAGCACCACACGCUGCUCCUCAGCGAGGAAGGCACAGUCUUCUCGCUUGGCCGCAAGGAGUACGGCCGGCUUGGACUUGGGACGUCCACCCCGGCUGGAAACAAUGACCAGGACAAGCCCGCCCCAGUGCCUGGCCUCUCUGGCUGCGUGGACGUCUCGUGCGGAGAGGCAGUCUCAUACGCCAUUGACGGAGAAGGACGCUUGCACUCCUGGGGCUUUGGCACUAAUGGCCAACUGGGCCACGGCGGCGACGAUGACCUCUUCGAGCCAAAGGCCGUUGCGGGGAAGUUUGCUGGCAAAAAAGCGCUGGUCGUUUCCGGAGGUGGCCAGCAUGCCGUCAUACUCGCCACAUGAUAUAGGCCAUAAUUUUUCUAAGGGCAAAAAAAAAGUUUUUUUUUUACACUGCCAUCAAUUUUUUUUUAAUGAUUGACACAGGCACAACACUGAUUGAAAUUUUUAAUGGUUGGACACUCGCGUCUGGCCGAUGCUAUGAAGUUUUAUGAAAUAAAUUGUUAGCUCUGCAUUAA